Molecule: messenger RNA, 1068 nt
Organism: Cryptomeria japonica (Japanese cedar)
Lineage: Eukaryota; Viridiplantae; Streptophyta; Pinopsida; Cupressales; Cupressaceae
Product: GDSL esterase/lipase At1g06990-like
Exons: 5
Coding region: 1-1068 (355 amino acids)
Molecular function (GO): hydrolase activity, acting on ester bonds
Source: RefSeq, a predicted model, not a curated record
AUGGCAAGCUUCUCUAAAUGUGGAUUUCUAUUGCUGGCUUUUCUUCUGCAAGUAUUAUCAUGCUAUCCAAAAGUAGAUAGCAAACUGCUGGUUCCUGCAAUAUAUAUAUUUGGAGAUUCAACAAUAGACUCCGGUAACAACAAUCAGAUUAUGACUCUUAUCAGGGCCAACUUCCCUCCCUAUGGCAAGGAUUUUCCCGGUGGGAUAGCAACAGGAAGAUUUACUAACGGAAAACUAGUCACUGAUUUCCUAUCAAGUUUUGUUGGACUUCCAGAUGAGGUGCCGGCAAAUUUGGACCCACAGUUUACUGGAGAAAAACUGCUUACGGGCGCUAGUUUUGGUUCAGCUGGGGCAGGAAUCGAUAACAGUACAUCAGUGCCUUCUGGUACCAUAACACUUGCACAACAAUACGAGAAUUUUAAGAGUUAUAGAGCAAACCUAACAGAUAUGGUUGGUGAGGAGGAGUCUAGCAAGAUCGUAACAGAAGCUUUAUUUGCAAUUAGCAUGGGAACCAAUGAUUUUUCUGAGAACUAUUAUUCAAAUGCUGUGACAAGAGCGAAAUAUGAUAUUGAGCAGUUUCAGAGUCUUCUCUUGCAGGAAUUGCAAUCAUUCAUACAGAAUAUUUACAAGGAAGGUGCUACUAAAUUUUUGGUUAUUGGCGUGCCUCCAUUUGGCUGCUUACCUCAACAAAUUACUAUGCACAACCUGAUUAAUGGUAGUUGCAUCAGUGAAUACAAUGAGGUUGCAACUUCUUACAAUAAGAAGCUCUCAAGUUUAAUAGAAAUGAUGAAACCCAGUCUUCAAGGUCUUCAAAUUGUUUAUAUAGAUGUAUAUGAUAAAUUGCUUGACAUGAUUGUCAAUCCAAACAAAUAUGGAUUUGAAGAGGUAAGGAAGGGUUGUUGUGGGACUGGCUUAUAUGAGGUGGGUCCAUUGUGCAAUACAUUCAGUAAAUUAUGUCCUAAUGCGUCCACAUAUGUAUUUUGGGAUAGUGUCCAUCCAACAAGCGCAACAUAUAAUAUUCUAGCCAAUGACAUCUUCAAACAGAUGGAAAGGCUUAUAAGAUGGUAA